UAUGCCUCCGAGAGACUCAUGGAAGACUUCCCUACAGCCUCAUGCAAGUCCUGCGUUAAAGUUUACCUGUGCUCCAAUCCAGGAGACUCGGUUCUGGAGCGGAAGACUCUGAGAGAAAGUGUGUUUCCCAGGCUGAGGGAGCACUGCAGACACACGCAUGGACUGGACUUCAAGGUGAUAGACCCACAUGAAAACAGUGACCCCAGAACCUGGCCCGACCAAUGGACCAGACAUAACCUACUCCAGGAGUGUAGAGGAAACUCUGCUGGACCCUACUUCGUGGCCCUGGUGGGGGAGGAGUAUGGUACUGCGUGUUUACCCGCACAGGUCGAGGUGGCAGAGUUCCACACGCUGCUUCAGGGGUGCCAGGUAGCGGGCAUCGAAACAUUGGCACUGGAGAGGGCUUACCUGAGGGAUGAGAACGCCACGCCCCCCUCUUUCUGUCUGCGGCGACGGUCACACAAUAAUGCACAGCUGCACACCGAAAAACAGGUCGGUGACAAGAGAAGACAACCAAAUGUAAAUGAGGAAGAGGACGAGGUAAAGAAGGUGUUGCGUGCUGCUGUCAUUCAGUGUGUUCAGGGGGGUCUCCUAACACCAGAGAGAGCCCAGGACUACUUCAGAUCAGCUCUCGACAUAGACCUGCGAUUUGCUCUGGAGAACUGUCCAAGACAUUACAACGACAAACGCUGUCUCGUCUACAUCAACAAAAUCUCCAGUGGGCAGGGCGAGAGUGAGGGCAUAAAUCAACCCCCUCUAAAGCUCUCACACCCUCAUUCACCAGUCCAGGCUUUGUGUAACAACAACUUCCUGUCCCAACUCUGCGAUGACUUCCUGCCCAGACUAGUGACUUCCUGUCAGCUCCUUGUGUACACAACAACUUCAGAAUGCGACCCCCGUCAUGGUUACACUCCCGCAAGGAGGAGGAGCUAUGUGGAAGGCCUCUGCCACCAACUUUACUCCGACAUCAUUGAUCUGAUUGGCAGCACUGUUACCUCGGGAGCAUCAGUGUCGCCGCCUUGCUCUGAUGACGUUUUGAAACGAGAGCAGGUCGAGCAAGAGGAACUUUGCACCAUCUAUUCCCGUCUCUACGAGGUCAGUCGCCCUGAGGAGGAAGAAGUCAGGGCUUACCUGGAGCAUAAGGACACACAGCGCCCGCUAGUGGUCAAGGGAGGGCCAUGCACUGGGAAAACUGUUCUCCUGGCCCAUUGCGCAAAACAGGUUAAGUGCUGGCUGAGCAACAAGGAUGCUGUAGUGAUCAUCCACUUUGGCUGCCUGUUAGUUAACUCCUCCCCCAAGCGGCUUCUCUCCAGGCUCUGUCGCCUGAUAGCCCACCAGUACAAUCACAAUCACAAGCCGUACCCUGACCCUAACCCUAGCCUCUCCCAGCUCAGACAGUACCUCUCCUCACUGAUCUCCCACCCCAACAAACGACCCCUGGUCCUCAUUCUGGAUGGCUUAGGCCAAGGAUCUUCCAUUUCCGGGUCACAAAUAAUCCAGUGUCUCCCUUCCCCUCUUCCUCCCAACGUCAAACUACUUCUGUCUGUCUCUCCCACCCAACACGGCACAAUUGAAGUCCUUAAACUCCAUUACCCAGAAUCCUCCACAGCUGAUUUCCUAGGGAGUUGUGUGAUUGUGGAUCUGGGGCCGGUGGAGAGGAGGGGAUGUGUGAGAAUGUUGGCCUCCCUCCAGGAAGAGUCUAGGAGGAAGGUGACAUCAGGGCAGCAAAGGCUGGUAAACCUAGCCCUGAGCUCCUGCCCUUUGACCCUAUACGCCCGCCUCCUGCAUAGACACACCUUGCUCUGGACCUCAGCAUCAGAAGUCACUGAGACAACCCUCCCCGUGGGUGUCCACCCCAGCAUCACCAUGUUCCUGGGUCACCUGGAGAAGAAACAUGGGUGGGCUCUGGUGUCCCGAGCCUUGAGCUACAUAACCAUCUCCAAGACUGGUCUCACUGAGACCGAGCUGUCAGACCUCCUGUCCAGCGAUGAUGAGGUGCUGGCUGGGUACAUACCAGUCGGGGAGCCCCCUCCCUUCAGGCUUAGGGUGCCUGAGGUGGAUGUGGAGAGGCUGUUGCUGGAUCUGAAGGGCUUCCUGGUGAAGAGGACUGUUGCAGGUUCUGAGGUGAUGUGUUGGCUCAGUAGACAUUUUGCUUUGGUGGUGGUUAAGAAGUACCUGAGCUCCUCUGAGAUGAGGGAGGAGAUGCAUUUACAGAUGGCUGAUUAUUUUAAUGGGCGUUGGUGCUUUGGCACAGCCAAACCUCUGAUAAUCAGCUGCAAGACAGGAACGGAGCAACCUGGGGCUGUCUCUGACACGGCCCAUAUGAAAAUAUACGUCGACAGGCAGCCUUCUGGUCAACCCUAUGUCUUUAACUCUGAACCCUCCUCCUCCUCUUUCUCAUCUCCCCCCCCCUCCACUGAGUGUAUGCGAGUCAAUCUACGGAAGCUUCUGGAACUGCCCUAUCACCUGAAGGAGUGCGGCAGUUGGGAGGAGCUAGUGAGAGGGCUGAUGAUGUCACUGGAGUUCCAUCUGGCCAUGCUGAGUGCGAGCCUCCUGGGGGAUCUGGUAAUCCUCCUGGAGGACGGGGAAGGGGAGGGGACGUGUCAACUUGUGUUCCCCAGGGAGAGGGCUCUUCUGGCAGGCAUGCUGAGGGACGCAGCCUGCCUCCUCAGGAGCUCCCCCACAGAGCUGCCAAUGGUGACGCAGGUCAGGCUUCUCCCCUACCUGGGGGUCUUUCAUGAGUUAGAGGGCUACGCUGAGGAGGUGGCAAAGGGGAUCAAGAGGAGGGGCAGUGGGUUAUGGGUGGUGCUCAGUCCUGCAGCCUCCAGUGUACCAUCGAGACAGUGCUCGUUACCAGAGGCAAGACAGUUUCCAGUCACCAAGGCAGCGGGGACAGUGGGCGGGACAGUGGGCGGGACUGUGGUGGUGACCCAGAGCAACGGGUCUGCUUGGGUGUGGAGGGGGGGGGGCGAGGCUCAGAAACUGAACCCGAGCUGUAAACCUGAGAUGAAGUUUGAGAGUGUCCUUUGCAGCGGGAGUCAUAUCCUCCUCGCGACUCGGUGUAACCGACUGCUCCUGUGGGACGCGAACGGGUCGGAGUGUUUUCGAGAAAUACACCAUGCGGAGAGACAGGUUGAAGGGUUCCUCCUGCGCGAUGACAGGAUGUGUGUGUGGUGGAAAGGUCUCAGCUACGUGAGUGCGGGUGAAGUUUCCACCAGCCAACCGCUCACCCAGUUGCAUUGCCAGCACACGGUGAGGAGUGUCUCGUUUCCUUCUAGUGGACAGUUUGUGUACUGUGGCCAGGAAAAAGGCACAUUGUCUAUAUUUGACCUGUCCGGAGGCUUUCUCACUGCGACCUGCUGCAGCCCAACAGAGCUAGCGAUCAUCUGUAUAGUUCUCAGUGAAGAUGAGGAGGAGUUGACCUGUGUUGACUUGAGAGGGAACAUAUUCUUAUGGGAAAUAGCAUCCAAAACUACUCCCAGACUCCUAAAGGAGUGUUGUUGUGAGAGCAGCCAUAUUGACAUCGCUAACACAGACCUGUCUGAGCGGAACGGUAUUUUGCUGCUGUGUAAAACUCAGGUGAUCGUUCUCUGGGACAUCUGGGACCAGGAACAGUGCGACCACUUCAUAGCUCCACGGGGGAAGGCCUUCUCACAGGCGCUUUUGGCCCAGGACGGACACCUCAUCGUGGCUUCGCUCGAGGCCUGUCCCUCUGUGCUGGUGUGGAGGAUAGAUACUGGUCAGUGUGUCCUCUCCUUAGACGGCGGCAAUCAGCUACUCUCACUUCUCAAAACGGAGUCGGCCCUGUCAGCAGUGGAACAAAAUGGCCGCCUCACCACGUGGGACUCGGAUGUUAUAUACGCUUCAGCUAUGGUCCCUAAAAUGGGAUCAGGGUUAAGGCAGGUGGUCCUGGAGGGAACAGGAGAACGCUUCUACACAACUGAUGGUUCGGAGACUUUAUGGAGGUGGAGCUUACAGACCGGGAGUCCUGAGGCUCAUUUCCUGCAUGACGAACCCGUGGAGAAGCUGUGCCUCUCUCCCGACGGCAGCCACCUGCUCAGCCUAUCGGGGCAGGACAUUUACGUAUGGCGAAGCGACACGGGACAAAACCUCCACCGUAUCCGAGGAGGAGGCGCAAAGGAAAUCCUGGUGACCCGUAACGGUCGCCUCGGGGUGUGUGUGUCUCGGAAUGGCCCGUCCAGGGUGUGGAAUCUGGCCAGCGGAGGCGUGGUCUGUCACAUUCACUUGUGCCUGGCCAACGCCCAGGUGUCAUCCGAGAACACCUUCCUGCUAGGUCUUCGUCACGGCGACCUGCUGGCCGUCAGCCUGUGGUCCGGUACCGUAAGCAAGUGCUUCUCCUGCUCGGAACGCUAUGAACGCUCUCCGGUCCUGGCCUUCCGGACCCUUCCGGAACAUCCCGACUUUGCAAUCGUAAUCGUUGCCUCUGGGUCUGUUUACACGUGGCGGGUGACUGAGGAGACGGUUUGCCGGCAGUUCCUCCUCCCCGAUGCGCUCCUCUGCCAGCCGUGGGUCUUCCGAACGUCCUCCGACGGGAGCUUCGCCGUGCUGUCCGUCAACGAGGACGUGGUCACUCUGCUAGACCUGUCACACGCCAGGUUGUGUAGAGUGAGAGCAGAGGGUCCGGUCCUCAAAGUGUGCCUGGAUGACUCCGGAUGCUAUGUUGUCUACAUCUGCUGGCCGGCUGCCCGGGCUAACGGAUGUGCCUGCGACCUGCACACUAAGCCGGUGCUUGCAGUGGUACGUCUGGCAGAUGGCAGUCGAGUGGCGAGGUUGAGUCUGGGUAAAAGCCCCUCUGCUCUGGCCAUCAGUGAGGGGCUGUGUGUGUACGUGGGCUUCCGGGACGGGUCUGUGGGCGUGUACGCUAUCUAUGACGUCACGGGAAGGGGAGGGGCUGUCAGGGGACGCAUCAACAGGAUUGGUCGGGCGAGGCCAUGCCAAUGUGACAGUGAGCCAAUCCAGUGGUUUCCCCUGGGAACACCCAGCGUGACGUGGGAGAUGACAGGACAGAUGUAGACACAACUUGUCUCUGUGAAUUGGUUGGCCAAUUUCUUUCUGUUUCUAAACUGUUUCUUGUAGUUGGUAAAUUGAUUAAUAAAUGUAAUUUAUAUUUAAAAAAUGAUGUGUAUGUAGCAGAAAUCAGCUGACCUUUUGAUAUGAAACUAAUUUACAGAGGUAAUCUUUGUUGGCAUAAACCCCAUAUUAAA
This is a messenger RNA of Esox lucius (northern pike), 5225 nucleotides long. RefSeq names its product NACHT and WD repeat domain-containing protein 2. The coding region runs from base 19 to 5034 and encodes 1671 amino acids. The transcript is spliced from 9 exons. Lineage: Eukaryota; Metazoa; Chordata; Actinopteri; Esociformes; Esocidae. The record is from RefSeq and is a predicted model, not a curated record. Gene Ontology annotation, molecular function: protein binding.